Molecule: messenger RNA, 663 nt
Organism: Coregonus sp. 'balchen'
Lineage: Eukaryota; Metazoa; Chordata; Actinopteri; Salmoniformes; Salmonidae
Source: the annotation of a GenBank genome assembly
AUGGUAGAAUACAAGCAGAGAUGUGAUAAACCAGUACUUUGGGAUCUUGUUUCUGUUGUACCAGUCUUCAGCAGUCUGGGGAAAUCUAAUGUCCUCCAUUGUCUUUGGGCGAGACUAAACCUCAGGUCAGUGUGACAAUAAAUAAAAAUUAACUGCUACUGCUGCUUUAUGGGUUUCCACUGUAGAGGCAAAAUGUGGCAUGGUAUAACUUUGCUACAAAGCUACAUCUUGUAUGUAAUUCACAAUAUUGACUCAUUUACACUAUUGACUCAUAAAUUCUAUGUUGCAUUGAAAUGCUGUGUCAGUGAGUUGUGCCUUUUCUCGCUACAAAUUGUGUUUCAUUGUCUUUACUGCUGUAUUUCUCUCCAGUCAACAUCAGUGGGAGUGAUCUGCAGUUCUGUGGAGUGGGUAGCUGUGGGAACUUCAGUGAGGCCCCAGGCAACUCCACCAGACCACCAGACAGAUUAGUGCACACUCUGAUGGGCUGCUAUGUUGGUGAGCCUACUACCGAAUGACAGAAAUAUAUCAGCUAUACAAAUACGAUAGCCAAGCCAACAUACAGUGUUUCAUAAUGCAGUUUUAAUCAAAUUGUGUCUUGGUUUUGCAGGUGUGGGUUUGCUGGCCAUGCUCUUAGUGGCUGUGUUUCUGGAUAACAUUGACUGA